Messenger RNA from Podospora pseudocomata, 1352 nucleotides. RefSeq lists its product as uncharacterized. The record is from RefSeq and is a predicted model, not a curated record. Bases 1 to 1173 code for a protein of 390 amino acids. The transcript has 4 exons. NCBI's taxonomy places the organism in Eukaryota, Fungi, Ascomycota, Sordariomycetes, Sordariales, Podosporaceae.
AUGCCCCCGAGGUGGGAUGGCGAAUCCAAAGAGACCCUGUUUGAGAUAGUAUCGCGGUGUUUGCCAUUACACGCUUGGAGCACCCCUCACGCACUGGUUCAACAGAUCCUCCUUCAAUGUCUCAGGUUACCUGAUGAGUUUGAACAGUCAGGUCUUGGAUAUCACAUCUUGGAUAUCUUUGAGAGCUGGAUAGCGAAACAGGAGAAUGAAGAAGUGGGGCUUUUUAAGGAUUUUCGCCAAUUCGUCGAAGACCAUGACACCGACAGAGAGAACCACGGAUUGGAUCAUGAGUCUCUCAAAAUCGGAGGAGAGGUUCAGAUCAUUUACGAGCUUAAAGACGUUCUGGGAGAGCUUGCCAUCCUAAAGCAACUAUUUACGAAUCAGAAGGAGAUUGCCGAAAGGUACCACAGCACAUGUCCGCAGGGCGACGGGAGCAUAUCUUACGAGACUUUUAUCCAGCAGUCCCGGAUUCGAGCCUUUAUUGACCGGGUCGAUAGACUUGAAGCCAACGCCACCAGAGUUCUCGCAGCGGUGGAUCAUCUCGUCAGUGUCAAACAAGCUCAGGGCUCUUUUAUUGUGUCGAAACUCGCCAACAUCGAAGCCGUGAAGUCCCGCCAACUGAACAACUACGUGUUGCUUCUUACCGCCGUUACUAUCGUUUUUACACCUUUGGCGUUUAUGCUCGCCCUCUUCGCAAUAUCGAUUGAAGGUUUCCCGCAUGACGAUACCGGAGAGCCUUUUUAUAGGUCUUCCUGGAUUACAGGUCGAUUGUUUGCUGGGGAGUUGGUCAGUCUUUUUGCGAUAUCUUUAGGCUUUUUGGCGAUAAAGAAUGCAAACAAAAGAGAUGAGGAAAAUCUCAAGCAGCGGCUGAGCAGGGAAAACUCCAUUGUGCUCGCAGUUCGAGGCAUACUAGAAGGUCUCCGUCAAAUGGUUCAUCCCUCGCCUGCACGCUCUGCACAGGAUGCCCAAGGCGACCAAAACACCAACAAUGGAGUAGCUCAAACCGAUGAGGUCCCUUUGGCCGACAACAACGGUGGAGGAACUGAAGCUACCGGGGAGGUCCCUCCUGCUCGGGAAAGUCCUCCACAGCUUAGGCAACGCGGAGCAUGGAGACCGCUGCGUGGUGGACAGCAGGGUGAACCAGACUUGGAACUUCAGGAGGUACCUAGGUAGUUUUUCAGGACAGCGACAACUUACCUGAACCACAGUGGGAGCUUCGAGUGAUUAGUCUGAGUGAAACCUAAAGAUCACAGCCUUGGAGGUAACGCGGUGAAAAGAACAGAGAGGGACAGCAAAUUGAGUUGAGUGUUUCGGGUUUCUAGGCACCUUCACCACGAUAAUAAUUGAGACAC